GGGCGCUGAUGCUGAUUCAGGAUGCGGCUGAAGAGAGACGGAGGCUGAUGUGAAAAUGCUGCAGCGUCGAGCAGGACACAAUGCUCCGUGUUCCUCAAACCUCUCGCUCUGAAACGCUCCUGCGGACACAGAACAGCAGGUGAAUGGCAGGAUUGUGUGAAGAUCUGGCCGGCUGAUGCAGCGUGUAGGAGUCGACUGUGACGAAAACAUGAACGGUGCAGGAGAGCAGGUGGACAUCCUGCCCCAGAACUGCAUGGUCAAGGAGCGCUGGAAAGUGUUAAAGAAGAUCGGAGGCGGGGGAUUCGGGGAGAUUUAUGAAGCGCUGGACUUGUUGACCCGGGAGAACGUGGCUCUGAAGGUGGAGUCGGCGCAGCAGCCCAAACAAGUGCUGAAGAUGGAGGUGGCAGUGCUGAAGAAACUACAGGGGAAAAAUCACGUGUGUAAGUUCAUCGGCUGUGGCAGAAACGAGAAGUUCAAUUAUGUGGUCAUGCAGCUACAGGGGAGGAACCUUGCUGAUUUGAGACGCAGCCAGCCUCGUGGAACGUUCUCCAUGAGCACCACUCUGCGUUUAGGGAAACAGAUCCUGGAGGCCAUCGAGGCCAUUCACUCUGUCGGCUUCCUGCACCGAGACAUCAAACCUUCGAACUUCGCCAUGGGUCGGCUGCCGUCCACGUACAGGAAGUGCUACAUGCUGGACUUCGGCCUCGCUCGUCAGUACACCAACACUAACGGAGAAGUGCGGCCUCCGAGAACGGUGGCGGGAUUUCGGGGAACGGUGCGAUACGCUUCAGUCAACGCUCACAAGAACAAAGAGAUGGGACGUCAUGAUGAUUUGUGGUCGUUGUUCUACAUGCUGGUGGAGUUCACUGUGGGACAGUUACCCUGGAGGAAGAUCAAAGACAAGGAGCAGGUUGGUCAGAUUAAAGAACGUUACGAACACAAGAUGCUGCUGAAACACAUGCCGUCUGAGUUUUAUAUUUUUCUGGACCAUGUGCUUUGCCUGGAUUAUUACACCAAACCUGAUUACCAGCUGUUGAUGUCGGUGUUUGAGAACAGUAUGAAGGCGAGAGUGAUUACCGAAAACGAGCCGUUUGAUUGGGAGAAAUCGGGAACUGAUUUGUCGUCGAACAGCACGGCCACGCCCCCUCAACAGAACACACGGCAAACUGCAGCGAUAGUCGGCGUGGUGAACGUGACGCCGGUUCCUGGUGAGUUACCGAGGGAGAACACGGACGAUGUGCUUCAGGACGAGCACCUGAGCGAUCAGGAGAACGCCCCGCCCGUGCCGUUACCCAUAAGGCCCGGCGAGGUGGCUCUGGUGCCCCCUGGUGGCGAGGCGUGGGACGACACUGACUUCAAUCGCAACAAACUCAGGAUCAGCAUCAGCAAGACGCAGGUAACUGCAGAAGAGGAGGAGCAAGCGGAAGGGGCGGAGCCUGUUUCCCCGAGACCUGCCGACACAGAACCCCCCGGGUCUCAAGUACGACCCCUCAGGUACCGACGAAUCAACAGCCCUGAAUCUGAUCACCUGACCGGAGCAGACGGGAGGGCAGACGGCUGUGACAGACGCUCCCGGAUGGACAUGCUCGGCUCUCCGUCUCGCCUCGUCCUGUCGUCUCAGCCGGCUCAGAUGUUCUCGGUGGAAGGCGGUCACGAGGCUCACAGUAACGCCUUCAUCCGCUCCGUGCCAUUGGCUGAGGAGGAGGACUUCGAUAGCCGCGAGUGGGUGAUGAUCGACAAGGAGGCGGAGCUUCGUGACUUCCAGCCGACCACAUCAGGAACCACGGACGAAGAGCCGGAGGAGCUCCGCCCCCUGGAAGAGCACGAGGAAAUGAGGAGGAGGAGGGGGGAACGAGGGAACGAGGUCGUGGUUCGGCCCAAAACGCAGCGCGGAGCAACGGGAUUGGCUGGAGUGGAGGAGGAGGCGGGGCCGAGUCACCGCAGGAGGGAGUCAGAGCCGUUUGGGCCACACAGACAGGAGCCUCUGGAGGCGGAGUCAAAGGUGAAGCGCGUCGACUUCUUGUCCACGGUGCUGAUGUUUGACGCUCAGAGAGAAACCUCACGACGUUCAGGAAGUGAUGGAAGCCCAGAAGGUGCCGCCUCCACGCUGCUGGCUCCGCCUCCUCGUGACCAAGACCAGGAAGAAGCGUCCCGUACGUUGGUGCUCGUGUCCGCUGGUAACGGGGCCGUUUCCCCCGGCGACGGUCAGGGCACGUUGGGGGCGGUGACACCACAGGCUCCCGACGAAUCAGAGCGCGGGACUCUUGCAUUCAUGUUCAGACCUGCUGCUAUGGUGACAGGCGCCGUGGCGGCAGCUGGACGCUCCUCAUCUCCUCCACUGGCAAAGGUGGAGCGAACAUUCGUGCACAUCGCCGAGACAACACACCGCAUCGUCAUGACAACAGGGAAACAGCUGCCUGAGUCCGAGAAACCCUAUGUACGGGAUGAGGAAGAGGAGGAAGUGAUGGAGGAGAAGAAGGAUGGAAGCAUGGGUGAAGAAAAAGGAAGCAGCAAGGAGGAGAUCAUCUGGGAAAGAGCUGAGAGACAGGUAGAAUACGGUGAAGAGCGAAAGGAAGAGCAGGAAGUGGAGGAGGAAGUGGAGGAGGAAGUGGAAGAGGAAGUGGAAGAGGAAGUAGAAGAGGAAGUGGAAGAGAGAGAAAAAGUGGAAGAGAUGGAAAAAGAGACUUGGCCUCUGAGGAAGAAGAUGAUUGAUCUCAAGGAGAAGGAACGAGAGAGUGAAGGCGAGGAGAGAGAGAAAGAUGAAGAGAUAGAAAAAGAAAAAAUCUGUCCUACAGAGGAGGCGGAGCCAGAGCCAUCAGCUGAGUCAGGUGACCAGCAAGGACCUUCCUUCAUUGGACGUGAAGAAACCAUAGAGAUGGAGGUGCGAGAUAAACCUGAAGAGGUUCCAGUGGAACAGGAACAGACCCGUGAAGAAGCACGUCCUGUUCUAGUCGCCGGCAUAGGGAAGGAGGCGGAGCCAGACCAGGAAGUUACAUCACCACAGCCUCGGCCACGGAGGCACAGUCGAAUCCCGGUGCUCAUUUCAGAAGAGGAAACCGGUUCGGACCGGUCAUCGCAAACCAGUCCGAACCAGCUGGUGCGUAAAAGCCGACGCCCACAACUGGCCCGACUCGUCCUGGAGCGAAAACGAUCCAACCAAUCAACAACCGCCUCCGAGGACGACACCCACCAAUCAGACGACUCGGCCAGGGCAAGGGGAGUAGAAGGACCAAUGAGGAGCCGGAUCCCACGGCCGGUCACGCCCAUUAAGAAGCCUUCUGUCCAAUCAGGGAGCGGGGCGGUGCCUCAGACUCAGAGAUCCGUCUCCUUCAUUCAGGCCAGUUCUGUUAGCUCCGGGAUGCAGAAGUCAGCAAGUGCUCACUCAAGCAUCCAUCAGCAGAAGCCCCGCCCACAGCUCCGCCCCUCCAAAACGCUCCCACCCCGCCCCCUGACCCCGGCCCCUACAGCCCACAGACCCUGGGCUCCAGGCCCCGCCCCCUCACCUGCCACUCGGACAGCUCAGCGUUCCGCCUCCCGGCCCGGCGCUCCUCCUGCUUUCCGCAGCGCUAGCUCCGCCCCUCGCAGUAACUCCGCCUCACGUACGGAGAGCCCCUCCCCGCAGCGCUUCCGCCAUGCUGAGACACGCCCUCUUUCAACAACACAACCCAAAUCCAAAGCCCUGGACUCCGCCCACAAAAAGGGCAAAGCUUACCCAACGGCGGCGCAGAAAGGGAAGAGGGAGUCAUGUGACCCAAAAUAUAAAAGCAGAUAAUUACUGUAAAUGUAAAUCCACGAGCAUUUCACCUUCUAAUACAUCACACUCUCGUCCUCGUCCUCAUUAACAGCACUGACACGGAUACGAUAAUCACUCACACAGUCGCCUGUGCAGUCCGAUCUAAAAGUCUGAGUCUAACGCUGACCACACGUUCUUCAGUUUCUGGUUUAUUUCUACAUUUCUACAGCAUUCAGGUGAGGAAAGUUGCUGGUAUUCAGAGUCGGGUUACGCAGCUGAGCUCCACAUUCAGAUCAUUAAAUCACCUGCGUGUCGUUCACACCUCCGAGGUUACCAGAUGUUUAUUGAGUAUAAUAACGUCUAGAGCAGCACCUUUAAACACAAACGCUCACCUUUAAACUGAAAAGUGUAAAAUAUAAACAUUAAUGUGAUGAGAUCUGAGUGAGAAGAUGAGAAGGCGAGUGUUGAAAUAAAUCUAACAGGAGUCUCGUAUAUCACCGAUAUCACUGCAUGAAUAGAGCUCGCUGUAAUUCUCACAUUAAUCACCGCUUUAAUUUAACAAAAUGGCUUCCACACUCAUUAUUCAGCAGCUCAGAGAAUAGCACUUGAUCCAGCACAUCCUGAUAUUUAUUUAUUUAUUUAUUUUUAUAUUUAUGUAUUUAUUUAUUUAUUUGGAGCUCUGACAGUUACCCGAGUGCAACUUAAUGAUCUGAUUAAGACGCGUCUCUCCUCUGAUGUCCUCUGUGUGGAAAAAAGAACUUUUUGUGGACUUUAAAUUGUGUGAGUGUAUUUACGGCUAAAUCAUAAAUCUCAGCGUGACGUGUUGUGGUUAUAUUAAACAGUCAGAAGGUGGCGCUGGACUUAACGCUGCUCCUCACUCGAGCCGAAAUCACGCAAGGAACAUGUGCUUAAGCUGGAGAUCAGAAUCGAGCAUAACUGAGACACGCCCCUGUUUUAGAUAAGCUCCGCCCCAUGUGCGUGUAACUCUCACGUAACCUCUGAAUAGCGCUUCAGUCAGUAGUUUCGUGUGAGGUCCGAGUGCUGAUGCGUGUGAUUUCAGCGUUAAACCCUCACUGAGUGCUUUAACUCUACUGAAGAAUGGAAGUGAAUUAGAGUUUAGUAACCGAUGAUUACUACAGUGUUUGUGGACUCAGACUUUUAGAGCUGACUGUGUGCGAUACACAUCUGUUUCUCACUGUACACAACAGACACCUUCAUGUUUCAGCUGUUUAAAUACCUCUGCACAGGACACACACACACACACACACACACACACACACGACAUGAUGUUCUGAUGGAGUGGGUUGGACAGUAUAACACACCUCGCCUGCCUUAACAAAGCCUGCAGAGAGAUACGGUCUCACACCACACACACACACACACACACACACACACACACACACACACACUCUGUGCUCCAAUACACACACUGCUAUAGUCCACACACAUCCGUAAAUAAUCACACACACCUGAGCGAAGCUGGAGUGAUCAGCUCGUCGUGUGAUGUCACUCGCUGCUUCUCUGUUUUACUGUAAACACACACAGGAGCGUUAAUGUACACGUUUACGGCAUAAUGCAGGAGUUUAGACGAGCAGCGUACGUUAGGAUUCACGAGACAGUGUGACGUUAUACAGGACUGAAGCUUUGACUUAUAUCUGUAUAAUAAUAAUAAUGAUAAUAAUAAUAAUAAAAAUUUCUCAAGCACAAGUUUGUACAAAAUCAGUAAAUAUUUUAUCCUGAUCUAAAACCACAGCCUGUAGCACGAUAACCGAAAUAAACAAGCACACUGACGCUCGCUGUUAGAAAAGGGUUCUCAGAGAACCUUUCUGAUGGGAAAUCCUCAUUAACAGGGUCCUACAUGGAACCUUUUAGGGUUCUCCCAGAACAACAAGCUGAAAACUAAUUCAUGGUUCUAGAAUGAACUUUUUUUCUACAUACAACAAAGAAAAAUAACAAUAAAGAGAGAAGAACAGUAAAGAUAGACACAACACUACAUCUGAUUAUUAUUAUUAUUAUUAUUAUUAUUAUUAUUAAUCCAGAACGAGGGAAUCGUGUUGCUCUAUAAAGCCAGUUAUUGUAUGGAAGUGAAGCAUGCCUACAUUAGACCUUCAUAACACAUUCAUAAGCAGUUUAUGAACAGUUGAUACAGCAGUACAGGAUUAACGUAAGGAUCAUGUCACAGCCUGAGAAGAGUUUUAAUGUAUUUCACUUUAUCUUCAGGAGAAAGAAACACGACUGAGUGAGAAUGUUUAUCUGGAACUUUAAUCUAAUUUAAAUAUUAUAUUGGAAUUUAUUAUUCUGUGUUUAUUAACUGCACUUUUAUAAAAGAUUGAACAGGAGAGUGAAAUGUUGGAGGUGCGUUUACAUAAAACUACAGACGGCUCGAUAACGUUUCUUUUCCGAUACUGACACUGAACGCUGGAGUAUCAGCUGAUACCGAAACCCGUCUCUUACAGUUUUCUUUAAAAACCAAAACUCAGUUACUUUAAAAGGUUUUUUUUUUUACUGAAACACUUCACGGUUUAACCCUUUCACACCAAAAUCACUUACAUUGUAAAUAUAAUAAAAAGAAUAAAGUAUAAAUGUUAUAAAAUCAGUCCGAACAAUAAGAAAAACCAGGCAAGUCUCGUUAUAUUUAAACAUUUUCAAUUCCACAAAUAUAUUUCUUUCUCAAAUCCAGUUUCUGUUUGUUACAGGAUGUGAUCUGAUACCGGGUGUUGGCCCAGGUGCUGGUAUUGACUGAGUAUCGGAUCGGCACCGUCUCUAUAUCAAUAUCUAUAUCACUGUUAUAAACAUCACGAAGCCCUUAUUCCGGAUAAAUAGUGAUUUAAUGCCACUAACACAAACCUUUUGGCCAAAUGACCGCAAAUGGACGUUGAAUAAAUUUCCUGCGACUCCGAGCCUCGACGUUUUGGCUUUUCCUCGUUAUUUAUCGUCACGCUUGUACAUCCAUAUUCAGUAAAUAUCUCAGAAUACUUUCGUGACUUCUUUUGUCACUCGAUGUAGUUGUGGAACAAGUGGAGGAAGAAAUCUGUCCAGUUUUAUUGCUGAACUCAUGCGCUAGUGCAGCGUCGUCUUUUCAUUUCAGUGCGACUCGCAGAAACAUUUCAAAAUAUUAGUGCGCAAAAUCCGUCUUUAUUUUCAGAGCAAUAUUCAUAACGUUAUUAUAUUAAUAAUAUUAUAAUUUGUAAAAUAAAUAAUGCAGAAGAGGAGAUUUUCUCUCUCGACCCUGUUUGUAAAUCAAGCGACUCCACAUGAGGUCACGACCCCUAGUCUGCUUUAAACUAAAGUACUAAUCAAAGCAGUUAUAACACUGUUAUGAAGCACUAUGUACAACUUCUACACUUUUAAUGUGAAUGUGCUGUUAAUAAAAACAAAACUAAUAACUAAAUAAAGGGUUAAAAAAUAAAAACACUCUCCAUCAGUCGAUCAGGAUUAACCGAAUACACAUAAAGCCUCGAGGUGUGACAUAAAGCUUCAUAAAUUCUGCUGUGCUGCUUUAUAAACAGUUUAUGCAGUGCUUAUCAGGUAUGUAUGUACAGUCAGGUUCAUAAGUAUUUGGACAGAAUUUUUGCAAUGUUGCCUCUGUACUCCACCACAAUGGACCUGAAAUGAAGCAAUCAAGAUGUGUUUGAAGUGUAGUGUUUCAGCUUUAAUUCAGCCGUUUAGGAAUUACAGCCAUUUUCAGUCCCUCCAUUUUCACAGGCUCAAAAGUAAUUGGAUAAUUAACUGAUGAGGAGUUUCAUGUCCAGGUUUGGCCUGUUUCCUCAUUAUUUCAUCAUGAGUUGAGGAGAUAAAAGGUCUGGAGGUGAUUCCAAGUGUUAAGUUUGCAUUUGGUAGCUGUUCAUAGGAGCUCUCAAUAUGCGGUGCAGAGAGGUGUCGAUCCAAGUGAAGGAGGUCGUUAGGCUGAAAAAACAAAACACACCUAUCAGAGAGAUAGCAGAAACUUUAGCUGUGGCCAAAUCAACAAUUUGGUACAUUCUUAAAAAGAAGGAAUGCAGUGGCGAGCUCAGCAACACCGAAAGGCCUGGAAGAAAAACCCCUUCACAACAUCAACAGAAGUCAAGAACACUCUGGAGAAGGAAGGCGUAUCAUUGACAAAGUCUACAAUCAAGAGACGUCUUCAUGAAUGUAAAUACAGACGGUUUACCUCAAGACGCAAACCGCUGGGAACAUUCAAGAACAGGAAAGCCAGAUUAGACUCUGCUAAAACAAAAAGAAAAAAAAACUGACCAGUUCUGAUGCAAGAUUAACAUGUACCAGAAUGAUUGGAUGGGAAGAGAAUGGAGAAGGAAAGGAAGGGCUCAUGAUCCAAAACAUACACAUCAUGUGUCAAACAUUCCUAAUAUUUAUGAUUAUUAGUUUGUCCAGUUACUUUUGAGCCUGUGAGAAUGGAGGGACUCUGUAAAAAAUGGCUGUAAUUCCUAAACAGUUCAUGCAGUAUUUUAGUUAAACCUUUUGAUUUAAAGCUGAAAGUCUACAAUUCAGUCCCAUCCUGAUUGCUUCAUUUCAAAUCCGCUGUGGUGGAGGACAGAGGCAACAUUACCAUCAUUGUGUCACUGUCCAAAUACUUAUGGACCUGACUGUAUAUGAUAAAAGGCCUAAUGUAGAUGCAUUUCAAAUAAAGUGUUACUGAAAAUAGAUUUUUUGCUCUCAUGUCCACAAGCUGCAUGACCACUCCUGCAUUAUUCUAGAAACAUGUAAUAUAAAGGUUAUACAGCGUUUAUGUAAAUGUUAUACAGCGUUUAUAUAAAUGUUAUACAGCGUUUAUAUAAAUGUUAUACAGCGUUAUGAACACGCCGUCUAUCAGUUCACUCCAAACCACUUCGCAUUCAGUCACUGAAUUAUUCCUAAAGUUUUAUUUUCAUCAGUCUCACUCAGUGUCUGUACCUCAACCUGCUUUCAGGGACACACACACACACUCACACUCACACACACACUCACACACACACACACACACACUCACAUACACACACACUCACACACACAUAUUGCUGUUUAUUUCAUUCCAAAUCUGCAAAGAUUCACUACAAACUGCUAGAAAUGCUUCAAAAAUCCGUACAGUCUGAAGCGAAACCGAAAUCCUGAUAUCGAGACUCUUUAAACGUUUGACCUUCAUUCAGUCAAAUUUUCUAAAUAAUUUCACAGAAGGCAAGUUCUACAAUUCCAAAAUUAACCAGCGUGAAUUCAGAUCCAGAACGUUUAUGAAAAAAAAAUAUAUGAGAAGAUCUCUAGACUAGGCAUGUGCUGAUAUUAAAUACUCACGUCAUUAUUAUUACUUUUUAUCACAGGAUAUAAUAAUCUCGUGAUUUUAUAAUAUACACACUGGACAGAAAUGAACUUCAGUAAGCUAACGUUAUAGAUUAUAUAAAUGUUACAUGAUAUUUGUUCAUGAUAACAAUAAUAACUAUGAGUUAAAUAUAGCCAUAAUAUAUAUAUAUAUAUAGUGUUACUGAUUAUCAGCACAUGCCUACACAAGUAAAUUUACUCUCGACCCCAAAUCUAUUACUCAUUACUGCCCAUAAUAUUCUCCUUUAAGCCCCGCCCUUAAUCUGGAAAGCUUUAUCUUAUUGGCCCGCUUAUUAACGACCCCCUCUCUCUGAUUGGUCGAUUGCUGUGAUCGCCUCCUCCCUUUGGCAUGCCUUUGGAAAUGCUCGUUCUUCUCUUUCUAUAAUCGUCUGUUGAAAAUAUGUAGAUAAUACAAGCACUUUUCGAGACAAAUUUAUAUUUAUUUUUGUUUCCGAAAGGAAGAAACGGAUGUAAUAUAAAAAUAAGAAAAUAGUGUUAAUUUUUGUUAGUUUUAGUUUUUAUUUUAAAGUGCUCAUUAAACGUCAAUCAGAUAUUUGGGGUGAGCUUUAUCAGAAUAAAGAAACAGAAAUAACGGAUGAAGUUAAACAGCUGAAGGAGAUAAACAUGAGGAAGUGCUAAUGUGUUCCCUAAAACCAAUCAUUCUCUAUUGAAAGUGAAAGUGAUAAUGAUUGGGAUAAACGAAGCUAAAACUCCCCGGUCUGUUGAUAUGAUGAUGAUGAUGAUGAUGAUGAUGAUGAUGAUGAUCUUUUCGAUGUUGGUGCUUGUUGUGUCAAUGACGGUCUUUACUGUGUGAUACGAUGCAACACACACGUCCUGAAAACAUGCAUCACGUUUCUUUGACAUUUAUAAACUCCUGAGAGAGUGCUUCUGAUUGGACGGUUCCCCGGGUUCUGCUGCAGAACAUUUGCAUGCUGUAGGACUUGACUGGAACAUGGAGAAGAAUUCCUGAAUGUUCCAGAACGUUCCUGAAUGAGCGAGGAAAGACGUUCUCACUUUAAUGAUCUCCUUCAUGUCUCCACCGCAGAGGGAAUCCUGCAUGACUGCGACGUUCAUCAUUAAACGCUUCUCUUAUUCCACCUUUCUGACGAGUUUUCCCAACGAUCAGCGAUGCCAAUCAAUAAACAGGAGCCACACCAGU
Molecule: messenger RNA, 10181 nt
Organism: Pangasianodon hypophthalmus (striped catfish)
Lineage: Eukaryota; Metazoa; Chordata; Actinopteri; Siluriformes; Pangasiidae
Gene: ttbk1b
Product: tau tubulin kinase 1b
Exons: 15
Coding region: 176-3772 (1198 amino acids)
Biological process (GO): peptidyl-tyrosine phosphorylation; signal transduction; peptidyl-serine phosphorylation
Cellular component (GO): nucleus; cytoplasm
Molecular function (GO): protein serine/threonine kinase activity; ATP binding
Source: RefSeq, a predicted model, not a curated record